UCAAGACACAAUUCUUUUUUAAUUAGCAAAAAAAACAAUUCUUUUUUGUUUCUCUCUUUCUCUGUCUAUCCUAAUUCCUAAUUUCCCAAACUCUCUCUCUCUAGAAGGACACCCAACAGUCGCAACCUUUGUUGCCUCUGUUCUUCUUAACCGUCACCAUCUUAAACCUACUUAUCCUGCGCACCCUCUGGAUAGUCUUGGCCGAUUGAUGAAAGCAAGGCCCGUGAUUUGGAAACUCAAGAGACGACGGCGACGAAUCGGAGAAGGCUAAAUCCGUGACAAAAAAGGUUUCUUUUUUGGGUGGGCCGAUGGAGGUCUUGGUAGGUUCCACCUUCGGCAUCGACGUCUCCUCGUCCCAGGCGUACGUUAGAGAGGCCGCACAGGAUAACCUCGCCGCCGUGGCUUCCUGCAUCGGAGUCGGGUCGGGCUCGCGGAUCUGCGCUCCGGAUAAGGCUCCGGUCGAAGACUCCUCUGAUAGUUCGUCGUCGAUCGGAGCUCCGGACGACAGCGACGAAGAAGAAGACGACGCGUCGUUUAAGGGCGACGCCGACAAAGACGAGGCACAGAACAAGUUUCGCGGUCGGUCGUUCGGUUCUCUUAUCAAGAGGGGAUUAUCGAACCACUUUUCUGGAAAAUCAAAGUCGUUUGCGAAUCUGUCAGAUGUGAGCACAGCGAAUGAUCUUGUUAAGAGAGAGAAUCCAUUGAACAAAAGGAGGAGAAUUCUGAUUGCUUCAAAGUGGUCAAAGAAGUCAUUUUACAGUUGGGCAAACCCAAAAUCCAUGCCCCUUUUGACCCUCAAAGAGAAUGAUGAAGAAAACCAAGCUGAAAAAGAGGAACAUGAAGAAAGCCAAGAAAAAGAAGAAGAAGAAGAAAGCGACAGUGAUGACGAAUCAUGUCGUUUUGGUUUGCCAAAGUUUAAUGAGAAGAGGCUCAAGAGUUUCAAGACAAGGAGUUGUUUCUCCCUGUCACAUCUGCAAGAGCAUAAUAGACUCGUAGAUGAAGAGGAUCAUCAUCAAAACUAGAACAGCUUUUUAGCCUCUUUUUUAUUUUUAUUUUUUUUAUUUCCUUUUAUUUUAUUUUAUUUUUUCUGGUGGGUUGAGUGUUUUCAAUGCCCACUGAAGAAAAAAAGGGCAAAUGUUAAAUGAGACAUAUAUAAUAGUUCUUCUUUAUUUUGGAAA
Morus notabilis is the source of this 1178-nucleotide messenger RNA. Its product is annotated as ATP-dependent RNA helicase DRS1. Lineage: Eukaryota; Viridiplantae; Streptophyta; Magnoliopsida; Rosales; Moraceae. The record is from RefSeq and is a predicted model, not a curated record. The transcript has 3 exons. Bases 309 to 1022 code for a protein of 237 amino acids.